AUGUCCCUCAAUGGCUCCACAUCAAGCCGAGUCGUCAUCAUCGGUGGCGGUCUUGCAGGCAUGACGACGGCGUUGGCUUUGCAGCGCGCUGGUCACAGGACGACUGUUCUUGAGCGCAUGCCCGAAUUUCAAAACUUCGGCGGUGCAAUACACCUGCCCCCCAACGCAUGCAGGGCGCUGGAAUCUCUGGGGAUGCUGCCAGCAUGCCAGAGAGAAGCUUUCGAGGAGCACCACAUCACUCUGAUGAGCUACUCCGAGGGUACUCUCCUGAAGCGAAUGGACCUGGUACCGGAUAUGCAAACCAAGUAUGGCCUACCCUACCUCAGCGUUGGGCGCGCCCCUCUGCACCGCGCCUUAGUGGACGCCGCACUAGCAGCCGGCUGUGUCAUUGAAUACAGCUGUACGUUCACGUCGAUCGACUUCAGCGCGAGCACCGUGUCUCUCGCAGACGGUCGGGUACUGGAAGCGGACCUUGUCGUCGGUGCAGACGGCGAGGGUUCGCAGUGUCGCGCUUUGCUGCUGGGACGACCAGACCCGCCCUUUCACUUUGGGCACAAGGUCUUCUCGUGCCAGAUCGCCCUUUCAGACCUACGAGAAGACCCUGCCCUGGCUGACUUAGCCGGAGACCCGGGAACGCGUUGGUGGUUGGGCCCCGGCACGAUGGCCAUCGGCACCAUUCCGGGCGGACCAGCUCAACACAUGAAUUUGAUGGGUGGUCUCCCUGAGUCCGAGGACACCCCCGUGCAGGGCCAUCCAGUUCCGGCGACUAAGGAGGAAGUCAAGCGUGUCUUUCAGUCCUGGGAUCCUAGGAUUUCUAAGCUUGUCGACCUCUCCGUCGGCUGCGUCAAGUGGACAUCGACCGCCACGGCGGUGCUGAAUGACGGCUGGGGCUCACCUUCCGGCCGGUUUGUCCUGCUAGGCGAUGCGGCGCAUGCAAUGACCCCGUAUCUGGCACAGGGCGCAGCACAGGGUAUCGAAGAUGCCAUUGCCCUGGGUGCCUUGCUCUCGCACGUCACGAACAGUUCAGAUGUUCCCCGAGCGUUGCGCAUCUUCCAAGAGGUACGCGAGCCACGGUGUAGUAGACUCAAGGAAGUCAGUAUGAAGUUGCGGGAUGUGUAUUGCAUGCACGACGGGCCUGGGCAGCAGAAGAGAGACCAUGAGCUCUUACACACCGAGUUGGGUCCCGGAUUCGUUAUCCCAUGGCUUGACCCUGAGUUUCAAAACUGGAUGUAUUCGUAUGAUAUUGCGAAGGAGGCGCAUCAGGCUUGGCUCACCUCUGAACAUUCUCAGUAA
Molecule: messenger RNA, 1293 nt
Organism: Diaporthe amygdali
Lineage: Eukaryota; Fungi; Ascomycota; Sordariomycetes; Diaporthales; Diaporthaceae
Exons: 2
Coding region: 1-1293 (430 amino acids)
Biological process (GO): secondary metabolite biosynthetic process
Molecular function (GO): monooxygenase activity; FAD binding
Source: RefSeq, a predicted model, not a curated record